Malassezia japonica is the source of this 615-nucleotide messenger RNA. RefSeq lists its product as uncharacterized. The transcript has 3 exons. Lineage: Eukaryota; Fungi; Basidiomycota; Malasseziomycetes; Malasseziales; Malasseziaceae. Gene Ontology annotation, biological process: 'de novo' protein folding. Bases 1 to 615 code for a protein of 204 amino acids. Gene Ontology annotation, cellular component: endoplasmic reticulum membrane; endoplasmic reticulum. The record is from RefSeq and is a predicted model, not a curated record.
AUGCUGAGUUUCAAGAUGGCUGUGGUGCCGGUCCUUUUCGCGCUGUUGUGCGUGUUGGACCUGGCGAGGGCUGACGGUGUCCGCAACAUGACAGGGACGUGGAGCAGUGGCUCGCAGCAGGUGUUGACGGGUGCUGUGAAUGGAAACAUGUUUUACAACCCCAUCAAGAAGCUGUUCAACGUGCCGCCAGUGGCCGGCGUUUCGUACAGCUUUACGCCCGAUGGGUAUUUUGAGAUGGCGCGUGUCAAGUACAACUCGAGCAGUGAGAAGCCCCAGUGCUUCAAAGCGAGUCUGAUGUGGCAACACGGCACGUACGAGGUGCACAACAAGACCUCGUUUACCAUGCACCCCUAUAAGGGCGACGGCGCCGUGCAGAUCAUCGAUCCCUGCGCGGACGGUGAAAAGCAGGUGAUGAUCGAUGAGCCGAUUAGCAACUGGACGACGUAUGUCGAGUCGGAACCCGUAUACCAGCCCCCGGGCACCAAGUCCGCGUUCAGCAUGCAGAUGUAUGCUGCGAAUGGCCAGCCGUUCCCCAAGCUUUAUCUCACCCACGACCCCCCGAACAUGCUUCCCACCCAGCAAAUUUUCCGCUAUGUAAUCGGCGCGAGCGGAUAA